AUGGCAUACACCUACCCACAUGCCGGUGCCCCUCCCACCUGGGGUGCAAACACGCAGAUCCCACCCACCCCACCAUUCUCUCCGCCCAUCGCUCAUCCGACGCCGGCCGUCGACGCAGCGGCCCUAACCGCCCAGAACCAGCCCGCAUACCAGGCACCACAGUUUGCGCCGCCUCCACCCCCGCCGCCGAAGCAGAGCGGAGGGGUCUUAAAGACGUUGAACUUCUUUAGCAGCAAGCCGAGCUAUCAGCAGUCCAUUAAUACAGGCGAGGGAUGUCUGUCGAAUCCAACCAGCCCCACGUUUUAUCCGCCUGUGCAGGGACAGACUACAGGGACAACUUAUGGUGUUACUGGGGGGCAGAACUAUGCGGGUGGUGCAACGGUGGUACCACAGCAACAGGUUUAUAAUCCACCGCAACCGCAACCGCAACCGCAAACUAAACCUCAACCACAGCCGCAGCCGCAGCCGCAGCCGCAGAUAGUCGGGACCUAUCAUAGCGGACAAGGAACAGUGCCUGUGUCGCCGGUAUAUAGUCAGCCUGCAACGUCGUUCCCGCAGCAGCAGCAAAACCAAGUGCCCCUGUAUCAACCCCAAUCUCAGCAACAGCAGCCUCAGCAGCAAUACCAUGAUCAACAAAGUAACAACAAUGGGGUGAUGUCCCCGCCGGCCUAUUCACCCGCCUGGGCUGAGAAACCGCAGCAACCGCAGCAACCGCAGCAACCGCAUAUGGUUGGAGGAAAGAUCUACAACCCGGGAGCCAGUAGUGGGACGGGCCCUGAAAAAGUACUAUUGCAACAUCCGCAGACAUGGCCAUCGGAGAAGCCACAAAGUCAGGGGAAUAACUAUAAUCAGGUCAAUAAUAAUAAUAAUAAUAAUCCGAAUCUGGGGCAGACUCAGAGUCCCCAUAAUCAGAAUCCAAGCAAUCCGGGUCAGCAUCCCGCAUAUGCAAACGCAGCUUCGCCCUCAAAUCAGCAAACCAACAAAGAAUGCAGUAUAGACUCCACACCCACAUGCGUCCUCUCCCCCGCAAAGAUGAGCAUGUACUACGGCCUCAGCCCCUCUUACAGCUCCCGCGAGUCCCAGUUCUUUGCCCGCUCCCAACGCGCCCCCAAGGCACUCGUAGCUCUUUAUAACGCCCUCUCAACAGAGCACCUCCUUAUCCCUGCGCCGCCUGGCGACGGGCGCCUGAAACCCCACACGCCCGCACUGACCAUUGCCGGCUUCGAGCAUUGGCUGCUCCUUAAUGCGCUGAUUAACCCGGAUGCGGAGCACGCGCGCAUUUCUACCUUUCUUUCAAAGCCUGGUAGGGUCGUCGUUGAUGAUGAAGGAAGGAACAUACCUGCGAGUGGGUUUCCGCGGCAGGCACUGCCGGGGGGCCCCGAUGCGUGGGUUGUAGGAAGGUACAGAGGUCCUUUGGAGACGGCGCUUGGCAGCAGUAGCGCCGGGGAUGAAGUAUCAGAGGAGGAAGGAUGGAAGUCUGAGGUGGAGGCAUGGAAGAAGAAGGUGUGGGAGGGUAAAGGGGAAUUAGAAGAAAACCAGAAGGAGCUCGAGGAGAAGGAUGAGGAGUUAGAGGAGUGUAAAGAGGAGUUGGAAGGCGCCCAGGAGGAAUUGAGGGGAUGUCGUAGCGAGCUGGAGAAGAACCAGGAGGAGCUGAGAAAACGUAGUGCAGAGCUAGAAAGCAUGAAGACAGCGCUAGCAGAGAGCAUAAAGAGGGCCGAUGAUGCAGUGUCCAAGCUGGCGGACUUUAUGAGCGCACAACAACUGCAGCAGCAGCACCAGCAGCACCAGCAACAACUGCAGCAGCAGCAACAACAGCAGCAACAGCGGCAGCAGCAGCAACAGCAGCGAUCACACCCAGGUAUGCCACCAUACGCACCAUACCAGGGACCUCCGUCCCAAGCGCCCCAACACCCCCAAAACCCACAGAACCCUCCAUACCCGCCAAACACCCAAGCGCCCCAGUUCUCUCAUAACCCUCUAGCUCAACAGCCACCACGCUCCACACCGACCCCGCAAAGUCCACAGAACCCCCAGCAACAGCACUACCCACAGCCCGGAUACCCGAGACACAGCAAUACUUGGUCGACACAAUCCUCGGGUACUACAUCGCCCCAAGAAGACCCGGCGCGGAGGAUGUCCGCAUCAUCGUCGUGGGGGCAGCAGGGGGGCCCGCCUCCUCAAGGCCAGAACCAAGCUCAGGGACAGGGACAGGGCCAGGGACAGGGCCAGGGACAGGGCCAAAAUCGGAGAAUUUCGCAGACAUACGUCAAGGCGCAGUACCAGCCUGUGAGAAAGUGA
Molecule: messenger RNA, 2298 nt
Organism: Morchella sextelata
Lineage: Eukaryota; Fungi; Ascomycota; Pezizomycetes; Pezizales; Morchellaceae
Exons: 3
Coding region: 1-2298 (765 amino acids)
Source: RefSeq, a predicted model, not a curated record